Messenger RNA from Drosophila kikkawai, 381 nucleotides. RefSeq names its product protein new-glue 1-like. NCBI's taxonomy places the organism in Eukaryota, Metazoa, Arthropoda, Insecta, Diptera, Drosophilidae. The record is from RefSeq and is a predicted model, not a curated record.
AUGCGUUUCGUAUUCGCUUUAGUCUUUGGCGUGCUCGGGUGCCUCCUCCUGGCCCAGGAGGGCAACGGUGCUAGCAGCACCACGACUACAGAGGCAGCCACGACGACGACUGCUGCCUCAUCUGGCACGACGACCACCACCGCCGCCUCCACUUCCGACACCACUAGCACAACCGCCUCCUCCUCCUCCUCCUCGGACACCACCACCACUAGCUCCUCUUCGUCCUCAUCUGCGGCGGCCAGGCGCCGUGCCCGUCGCCGCCGCCUGCGUCGCGAGCGUCGUCGCCGGCAGGAGCGGCGGCAACGCCAGGAGCGUAGGAGGCGCAGGAUGCAGCAGUUGCUCCAAAGGCAGCGCCAACUGAUCCGGCAGCUCCAGGGAUAA